Molecule: messenger RNA, 1135 nt
Organism: Rhododendron vialii
Lineage: Eukaryota; Viridiplantae; Streptophyta; Magnoliopsida; Ericales; Ericaceae
Exons: 9
Coding region: 84-944 (286 amino acids)
Biological process (GO): SNARE complex assembly
Cellular component (GO): endosome; lytic vacuole
Molecular function (GO): SNARE binding
Source: RefSeq, a predicted model, not a curated record
GGGUAAUCAGAAUAAUCAGCGUUGCAAAUUCCGCCAAAUAGAUACUCGUAUAUAUAGAUUUAUCGAGAGUGAGGGAGAGAGAGAUGGGGCAUCUGUAUGCGUUGGACUUCGAUGGAGUUCUCUGCGAUAGCUGCGGAGAGAGCUCUCUGUCUGCUGUCAAGGCUGCUAAGGUGAGGUGGCCUAGUCUAUUUGAUGGCGUGGAUUCAGCAAUGGAGGAUUGGAUUGUUGACCAGAUGUACAAAGUGAGACCUGUGGUAGAAACUGGAUAUGAAAAUCUGUUGCUUGUAAGGUUGCUGGUGGAGAUGAGAGUCCCUUCUAUUCGCAAGUCAUCGGCUGCAGAAGGACUCACUGUUGAGGGCAUAUUGAAGAACUGGUCGAAGAUCAAACCUGUGAUUAUGGAAGCAUGGGAUGAGAGUAAAGAUGCUUUAAUUGAUCUUUUUGGAAAGGUGAGGGAUGAAUGGAUGGAGAAUGACUUGGCAACUUGGAUUGGUGCAAAUAGAUUUUAUCCUGGUGUUCCUGAAGCUCUCAAAUUUGCGAGCUCAAGGAUAUAUAUUGUUACCACAAAGCAGUGGCCUUGCUCCUUUCUACUGCAGAGCCGCUUUGCUGAUGCAUUACUAAGAGAGCUUGCUGGAGUGAUUAUACCACCUGAAAGAAUCUUUGGUCUGGGAUCUGGCCCCAAAGUAGAAGUGCUGAAACAGCUUCAAAAGAAACCAGAACACCAGGACGUGACACUACACUUUGUGGAAGAUCGGCUUGUGACCCUGAAGAAUGUCAUUAAAGAGCCUGAAUUAGAUGGGUGGAGUUUAUAUCUAGGUGAUCUCUUUAUCAUUGAUUCUCUCAUAAGGGAUUGGGGGUACAACACUCAGAAAGAGAGAGCGGAAGCAGCCAGCAUUCCGAGAAUUCACCUUCUUCAGCUUUCCGACUUUAGUAAGAAGCUGAAGUAACCAUCUUGUUUACUACAUUUUUCCCCAAUUAUUAUUCUGAUUUUACCUAUGAGAGCAUCAGAUGCACACUUGUUCAUACUGAACAAUGGUGGACUUCGAGUUAUAUCUCUGAAACCUAGCCACCCAAUAUUUUCAAUACUGUUCAUUCUGUGAUGAUAAUUAUUUAUAUUGUAGCUUUUCAAAGUUUGUCA